Cotesia glomerata is the source of this 987-nucleotide messenger RNA. RefSeq lists its product as uncharacterized. Gene Ontology annotation, cellular component: nucleus; chromosome, centromeric region. The record is from RefSeq and is a predicted model, not a curated record. The transcript has 4 exons. Gene Ontology annotation, biological process: mitotic cell cycle. Lineage: Eukaryota; Metazoa; Arthropoda; Insecta; Hymenoptera; Braconidae. Bases 191 to 844 code for a protein of 217 amino acids.
GAGGAGGCACGCAAGCAUCAAAAUCAAGCCAUCGACGGCCAUGUUCAUUUGUCAUGACACGUUAUAACGUUCAACAUCACCGCGUUCUUGCUACAUAUUUUAUAAUUUUUAGUUUUAAUUAAACACUCGUUAAUAAAGUUAUUGAUAAUAAAUAAUUAAGUGCCGGAUAAUUAAUUAUAAAUAAAUAAAAAUGGUUAACGAAGAAUUACUAAGACGAAAACGGGAGGAGUAUGAAUUGCAGCUAUUUGCCUUUCAUUCCAGAGACGUCUGUACAACUUUAACAACAUUGAUAAAAGAAAAAAUAGAAUCCAGAUGCAAUAAAAUUCAUCAAGCGAUAAUAAAUAAAUGUAGUCCCGUUGGUGAAGAAGUUGAAUUAUUAGAAAAGAAUAGAAAAAAAUUAAUAACAGCUUACUAUCGGAAAUGUAGAAGUUACUUACCACGUAUUGAGAAUUGUGUGGAGAAAUUGCUUGCGAUACCGCAACAUAUCCUGCUUGAGGAGGAUAAGAUCCAAGCUACCCAAUUUACAGCUGAAGAAUUUAAUGAAAUUAUGACGAACUUGGAAGACUUGCAAAGAAGAACCAAGCAAGCAACUAUGCUCAAUGGUGUGCUAAAGCAAGAGCUGGAGAUGGCAGAGGAGUUUGAAAAAAAUGUUGAGGUAGCCAAUAAGUUGUGCACUGCGAUAGAAAAUGGUAUUCAUUAUUCAGAAAUUGACGAGGCAACGAUAAAAUCAAUAGAUCAGUUGAGAAAUGUAACUGAAGAAGUUGAGGCGUUUUGUAGUACUUGCGUACAUAGGUUGAAUUGUCUGACAUUAGCGCCAAAAAAAUUUAGUAUUCAUGAUUUAUGAUCAGAAAAAAAAAACAUAUUUUUUUUAUCAACUAACAAAUAUUUGUAUUACCUUAUUUUGUACAUUAUAAUUGAAAUUAAUUACAUACAUGACAAAUUAAGUGACUGACUGAUACUUUGUGAAUAAAAAGAAAAUUAUUUUAA